AACAGCUGCAUUGAACAGAAGAUCCACCAGCAGUACCAAGUGGAAGAUGGACAGAACAGCCACUGUAACCAUCCUCAUCCUCCUCCUGUGUGCCAUUGCUGCACAGGGUGUUCCGAUUCCAGGAGCAGAAGGACGGUGCAAGUGCAUUCAGACCAGCCUCUAUGUUAUUCAUCCGAAGUUCAUCAGGAGCUUGAAAUACAUUCCCAGUGGGUCGCACUGUGAGAGAGCAGAGAUAAUUGUCACCCUGAGAAAUGAGAAGAAAGUGUGUGUGGAUCCUGAUGCCAAGUGGUUGCAGGCUCUCAUGAGAGCCAUGAAAGGAGGCAAAAAACACAAAUGAAAAAAUUGAAGCCACAAAAGGAAGAAUUAAUUUCCACCUCUGGAUUAUCCGACGGGGAAUGAUGGAAGCUCAGCCCCGGGUGCUAGCUCAGUGAUAUCACCAACCCGUGGUUCAUUCCAGUGUCUCCUCUUCAUUGUCUUCUGAGAGUGAUCUUGGAGUUCCUCCCUGUCACACGGCAUGUCUACACCCUUCCGCACUACCUGUUUACAUUUGAGGAUGCCAUGUGAUAUUUGUGUUAGACAUUGUGCCAAGUCCAAAGUUUCUGUGGACAUCUGUGGUAAAUUUCGGACAUGUGAGAUGGACAUCAGUUGUUAAGACUUAAUGUUAAUUCUAAGAGAGGGAGAUGAGGGUGAGGUUGGAGCAAUGGUAUUUAUUAAUUUCCAUGGCUACCUUAUUCAAAAUGAAUUUGGUUGACAAGGGAAGUCAGUGACCUCUGGGAUAAAAUUCACACACCGUUCACAUCCCACCCUUCCCCUUUUGCUGCCUCUCUUUACAAACCCAGAAAUGAAGGAAGAUAAAUCAGCCUAUGUGCAAAGAAGGAUUACCUUUUGGUUAUUUCAUUAAUACUAUCUGAGUCAGAAUGUUGAAGAUGUAAAUAAUUAAAUCAUUCCUCCUUUUUUCUUGAAUAUAUGAAGUGAUGCAGCAUUGUUGCAAUGAUUUCUAGUGAAAACAUUUGUAGACAUCUUUGUUAUUUAAAAUCUUGCUACUCUGUAAUACAGAAAUGACAAUAUUGUUGACCAGUUCUGUUUGACUGAAGCACUUUUGUGCCAAAAUGUAAGAACAAAUAACUGUAAGUACCAUACAUGCCAUUUCACAGCGCUGUUUAUUGACCAUUAACAAUUCACUGAAACUGUAGUGCUUUCUGUGUAAAAUGUCAAAUUUUAGGAUCUAUCUGAAGUCUAUGGGAGCAAAUUUUCUGCAGUUGUAAUUUUCAUGUAAAGUACCUUCAUUUUAGAAGGUAGUGCUGCUAAUAGUCUGAUAAUUACUGGAGAAAAUGAAACUUGUAAAUAGGAACAAGUGAUAGAAAUGGUGAUAGAAAUCGUUGCCUUGAGGGCACUUUCACUGUCUGGACAGUUGAUGUACUUAAAGCACUUAAGAAAAGAAAAUAAA
This is a messenger RNA of Hypanus sabinus (Atlantic stingray), 1447 nucleotides long. RefSeq names its product interleukin-8-like. Lineage: Eukaryota; Metazoa; Chordata; Chondrichthyes; Myliobatiformes; Dasyatidae. Bases 47 to 337 code for a protein of 96 amino acids. The transcript is spliced from 4 exons. Gene Ontology annotation, cellular component: extracellular region. Gene Ontology annotation, biological process: antimicrobial humoral immune response mediated by antimicrobial peptide; neutrophil chemotaxis; cellular response to lipopolysaccharide. Gene Ontology annotation, molecular function: CXCR chemokine receptor binding; chemokine activity. The record is from RefSeq and is a predicted model, not a curated record.